CUCAUCUUCAAUAAAGAAAGAGUGAAGACUGAAGAGUAAAGAGUAAAGGCCGCCUUCUCUCUCCUUUCCACGUACAAGCGCUCUCUUUCUCUCUCUACACUCUGCUCAGAGAAGUAAAGUGUGAACUACAAGGGAGGAGGGACCGCGACCAAAAAAAAUAAACAAGAUCUCUUCGUUCCCCUUUUUUUAAUCGUCUGGACGAGGAAAGGAAGGAAUGUUGAUCGGCUUCUGAUUCAGGGGAAAAAAAAAGAAUUCUUCACCAUUAGUGAGAGAAAUUAAGAGAGUAAGAGGGGAAAAACCAGAGAGAGAGACAGAGAGACAGAGAGACAGAGAUGGGUGGAGUUACUUCGUCCAUGGCGGCCAAGUUCGCCUUCUUUCCACCCAAUCCUCCUUCUUACAAGGUAAUCACAGACGAAAUUACUGGUCUCUUGAUCCUCCAUCCUUUCCCUCACCGUGAGAACGUCGACGUCCUCAAAUUGCCCACUCGCCGCGGAACCGAGAUUAUGGCCAUCUACGUUCGACACCCUAUGGCCACCUCUACUCUUCUCUACUCUCACGGCAACGCCGCUGAUCUCGGCCAGAUGUAUGAGCUUUUCAUCGAAUUGAGCAUCCAUUUGCGAGUUAAUCUCAUGGGGUAUGACUAUUCUGGGUAUGGGCAGUCAUCUGGAAAGCCAAGUGAGCAGAAUACUUAUGCAGAUAUAGAAGCUGCCUACAAAUGCCUUGAAGAGAGUUACGGUGCUAAGCAAGAAGAUAUCAUCCUUUAUGGCCAAUCUGUUGGAAGUGGCCCAACAUUGGAUCUAGCAGCUCGUUUGCCUCGGUUAAGAGCUGUGGUUCUUCAUAGUCCUAUACUCUCAGGUUUAAGAGUGAUGUACCCUGUGAAGCGCACAUAUUGGUUUGACAUCUAUAAGAACAUUGACAAAAUUCCGCUGGUUAACUGUCCAGUACUGAUCAUUCAUGGUACCUCUGAUGAAGUGGUCGACUGUUCUCAUGGCAAGCAAUUAUGGGAACUCUGUAAGGAGAAGUAUGAGCCACUAUGGCUUAAAGGAGGGAACCACUGUGACCUGGAGCUCUAUCCAGAGUAUAUUAGGCAUCUCAAAAAGUUUAUAUCCACAGUUGAGAAAGCACCGUCUCAGAGGAACAGUUCGAGGAGGAGCACUGACAGGUUUGAACAAUCCAGACGAAGUACUGAUUGCUUUGAGGCUUCAAGGAAGAGCACUGACAGGAGGGAGAAACCAAGGCAGAGCACCGACAGGCAUGAGAAACUGAAAAGCCAUGACUACAAGUCUAAUAAUGUUGACAAGUUAGAAAAGUUAAGAAUCUCGUUCGAUCAAAUCGAGAGGUCUCGUAGAAGUGUAGACUGCCAUGAGAAGUCUCGUAAGAGCGUUGACCACCAGCUGGAGAGAGCACGGAAGAGCGUUGACCGUUUGGAUAGAAUAAGGGCUGGGUAAAUAUUGUUGAACCAAUGUAAAAUCGAUGCAUGAAUUUGGUGUUGUGGAAAAAUUAUUUGGGCAUUUUUAUUUAUGGUUUCCCGCUGUGUAGCUUUGUUUGUGGAAGUUCCAUAAUAACUAUGGCAUGAAAUGAGGAAGGCUUUUCUGUUA
This is a messenger RNA of Nelumbo nucifera (sacred lotus), 1598 nucleotides long. RefSeq names its product alpha/beta-Hydrolases superfamily protein. NCBI's taxonomy places the organism in Eukaryota, Viridiplantae, Streptophyta, Magnoliopsida, Proteales, Nelumbonaceae. The record is from RefSeq and is a predicted model, not a curated record.